Molecule: messenger RNA, 916 nt
Organism: Beta vulgaris subsp. vulgaris (sugar beet)
Lineage: Eukaryota; Viridiplantae; Streptophyta; Magnoliopsida; Caryophyllales; Amaranthaceae
Product: vegetative cell wall protein gp1
Exons: 1
Coding region: 190-705 (171 amino acids)
Source: RefSeq, a predicted model, not a curated record
UUGCGUGAUUGCGUCAAUUGUAGGUCUCCUCUCCUUUGUUCAUCUUUCACUCUCCCUCUCCAACUCAUAUUCUCACUUUUCUUGUUUCUCAAAACAUUGACUCUCUCUCUCUCUCCUCUCUUUCUUAUAUCUUCAACUUCACAUCCCCAGAUCUACCAUACCACAUACACAUUCAUCCAUCAAACAAUCAUGGCCAAUUCAUUCAUCUUUUUCUCUCUCCUCUUCCUCUCAAUCAACUACCACUUAGCCUCCUCCGCAGAUCCACCGUCUCCUUCACCUUCUCCAUCCUCUCAAUUUCCCGCUGAUUCCAUACCUUCUCCUGCAUCAUCACCAUCUCCUUUGUCCGACAUUACUUUACCUCCUUCCGUAUCUCCACCAUUAGGCUCCAACUCUAAUCUUUCUCCUUCACCGUCUCCCGCUGAUUCUCCAGUCUCCGACAUCGCCGUAUCUCCGCCCCCAUCCCCGUCGUCCUCGCCGGCUCCUGCGCCCGACGCAGCGGAUGAUGCAUUUGCGGCGGAAGUGAAGAGUAACGCGCAAAAGGAAAGUUCUUCCGGCGGAAUGAGUGGCGGACAUAAAGCCGGCGUUGCGUUUGGAGUUAUUGGUGCGGUUUGUGUUGUGGGUGUUGGUGGGUGGAUUUACAAGAAACGUCAAGAUAAUCUCAGGAGAACUCAGUAUGGUUAUAAUGCUAGAACUACCAUGAUAUGAGAGUCAUAGGAAAAUAAGUUUUUAAUUCUUUGGAUUUGAUUAUUAUUAUUAUUAUCAUAUACUGUAGGAGAUUUUUGUUAUUGUUAACUACGGUAAGUUUUAGGAAUUUAUUUUGGAUUCUUGGAUGGGGAUGAUUCAUGAUUUGGGUAUUGAAUAAUUAAAGCUGUUCUAUUCUUUGAUGAAUUAUUAUUGAACAGGGGUCAGAUAUUAA